AUGGCUCCUGUGCUCGAUGCUCCGCAGACCGUCGAUUGGAUGGGCAAAAAGGUGCCCGUCUGGUCCAUGCCCACCGUCAACUACGGCCUCUUGCUCUCCCAGGACCCCAGCGAGGUCGACAAGGUCGUCAACGCCUGCAAAGAGGAGGGAUAUUUCUACCUCGACCUCCAGGGCAUCGACGGCCGCCGCAUGUUGGCGGAUUCGCAGGAUACGCUGACGCUGAUGAAGCGCUUCUUUGAUGCGCCGCUCGAGGCCAAGAAUGAAUUUGGUCUGAUUUCCUCGCAUCUUGGCCGCACUGGUGUAGCGGCCGGAUCCAAGGAUGGCUACGAGAUGCUCAAGGUGUCCCGCGACGAGAUCCAGCGCGACAGCCCCAAGAUCCCCGCACCCGUCAAGAACAGCGGCGAUCUCCGGAUUCUCGAAAACUCCAUCGGCAGCUGCAACACCGUCACAAAGGUGAUUCUGUCGGCCCUCUCCACCGGCAUGGGCCUCACCGGCGCCAGUCGCUUCGAAAACUCGCACCGCAACGAGAGGCCCUCCACUACUACUCUCUCCAUGAUGCACUACCUUCCCAGCGAGCUCGCCGGCGAGAACCGCAUCGGCCACCAGAAGCACACCGACAUCAGCACGCUCACGCUGCUCUUCAGCGAGCAGUGGGGUCUGCAGGUCCGGCCGCCGGGCACCUGCGGCGCGCGCGAGAUGGGCUUCGUCGCGCCCAAGCCCGGGUGCGCGUUUGUGCACGUGGGCGACUCGCUGCGGUUCGCGAGCGGCAUGCAGUUCCAGAGCUGCAUCCACCGCGUGGUGCCGUUCGACCCCGCGGAGCACCGGUACUCGAUUGCGUACUUUUUGCGCGCCGAGGACGACACCAUGUUCAUCGACUCGGAAGGCCGCGCCAUCACGGCCGGCCAGUGGCACGAUGAAAAGUUCAAGGCGUUUACCGACCCGGAAGUCUGGCAGGCCAUGGCGCCCAAGUCCAUGAUCCUGGGCGGUAUGAAGGAGGACGGCGAGGAUGCGCCCAUUACUGGCCUGGGCCGGGCGGCCCCCACUCAGACGGCGGUGCCGGCCAAGGCUUAA
This is a messenger RNA of Cordyceps militaris CM01, 1071 nucleotides long. Its product is annotated as 2OG-Fe(II) oxygenase family oxidoreductase, putative. The transcript is spliced from 3 exons. Bases 1 to 1071 code for a protein of 356 amino acids. The record is from RefSeq and is a predicted model, not a curated record. Lineage: Eukaryota; Fungi; Ascomycota; Sordariomycetes; Hypocreales; Cordycipitaceae. Gene Ontology annotation, molecular function: dioxygenase activity.